This is a messenger RNA of Dacryopinax primogenitus, 774 nucleotides long. RefSeq lists its product as uncharacterized. The transcript has 7 exons. The record is from RefSeq and is a predicted model, not a curated record. Lineage: Eukaryota; Fungi; Basidiomycota; Dacrymycetes; Dacrymycetales; Dacrymycetaceae. Bases 1 to 774 code for a protein of 257 amino acids.
AUGCCUCUUGGCACUCUAAAGGGGCAAGCAAGCCUCACCUGCAUGGGCAGGAGUCUUAUCAAGUGGGGUUGGGUCGGGAUUGGGGGAUUGGCUGCCUUUAAUAAGGUGGAGAAUGAGGUGGAGAAAGGGGUGGGCCAUGUGGAGAAGCUGAGGAAGUGGCUCGAAUAUUGGAGAAAGAAGAAGAAUGCCAAAGCUGAGGGGGGGAACUUACAGUUACUUAACUGGCAAGGUCACAAUACUGACUGGGUUACACAGGCUCCUACUACUAUGGUUUGGCUUGUAUCCCUCAAACUGCUUUUGCCCUCACCUCCCUCCAAAUUGCCUGCCACUGGAUUUACUUGGUGCCAGAUUUGUUUGACACCAGAUUCAUUUGACACCAGAUUUGUGUGGCACCAGAAUCAGACUCUGGGUCUAGGGUGGCAGUCUAUGAUGCAAGCUCCCAUGCACCUCAGACAAACACCUGAUAUCCACCCCACUGAUGACCCUAAUCAUCAAAAUUUGGCCUGUGCACACUACCAGAUAGGACCCUAUCUGUUUGAAUGCCUGUCUUUUUUCCUAAUUGUGACAUUCACAUGUGAGAAUGUCACAAUCUCACUCUCAUUACUUCUCACCACAUGCAGCUGGAUCCACAAUGGUUUGAAUAUAUGCCAGGCAGAAUGUGUGGCAUUCAUGUUGUUGAACAGGCAUAAUGAGCAUCCUGAAAAUUGGGGGAAAAUAUUCACAAGGGUAUCUAUUGAUCUUAUUGCUCCAGAUGACAAGCUGAUGUACCAAUAG